Molecule: messenger RNA, 2675 nt
Organism: Doryrhamphus excisus (bluestripe pipefish)
Lineage: Eukaryota; Metazoa; Chordata; Actinopteri; Syngnathiformes; Syngnathidae
Source: RefSeq, a predicted model, not a curated record
UGGCAGUAGUGUGUCAAUAUUGGCACUGACUAUCAAACGAGUAAGAAACACACGUGGUACACUGUAUCAUCAUGGGGAAAAGAAGGAGCAAAAAGCAACUUUUUAAUAAUCUGUCCAAAAAACAAAAGAAGCAUUUAAAAGAAUUCGGAGAGGAGCAUCCAUUGCAUGAUACGGUCAGGGAAAGGUCCGAAAGGACACAAAUAGUGGAACAGGCACAAAGCCCGGAACACUCUGAUGCUGAGCUGGACCAUUUGGAGGCGGGAGAGGAUGAACCAGAGGAGAAAACCGCUUAUCAGAAACUUCUGUCAACACUCAGCCAACCCAGUGAACAAAGUGAAGAGGACAGCACUGAUGAGGAAGACGAUGAAGAAGAAGAGGAGCUUGUUAAAGAAGUAAUUACAGAAAACAGCAAUGAUGUUCACCAAGAGGAGGGUGGUGAUUCGGAGUUUGAGGAGGAGGAGGAAUCAAAAGAUUCAGGUGUAAUUCUACCUCAAGUCUUAGAAGGUGAAAAAGAGGAGCAGGGAGGAGGUGAUGAGUUCACUGACAAGGAGUAUGAGUCUCAAUUCUGCCUGGAGACCAACUUUAUUGGUGAAAGAGAACAAGAAGACACUGGGAAUGCUGACCAGGACAAAGACAUGUUUUUCCAGCAUUUGGGGAUGGAGCUCACUGAAGAUGAUGUGCAAAAGAUCACAUUAGGCAAUAAAACAAAGACUCAGAUCACGUGGCCAAGUUUUGGCUCACUUAUUUGCACCAGUCCCUUGGAGAAGUUUGGUCCUGUCAGCUCACACAAAGACACCGACCUGCCAGCUUUCCAUAAAUUCUUGGAAACCAGUUGGAAGAAACUAAACCGGACUGUAAAUUCCCAGGAGGAAACCGAGGAAACCAGCGCUUUCCAGUUGGAGCUUUUGGCUCUCAUGGGUACAUAUAAAGACCUUUACUACCCAGAGAACUGCCCUUUGAAGGUGGGCCCGCAGGUUCGAAGAGCGUACUGCCUCCACGCUCUCAACCACGUGCUGAAAGCCAACUCCCGGGUCCUCACUCACAACGCACAGCUCAGAGAGCAGCAAGAGCAGGCUACGCAAGGAGGAGACCUACAGCAUGAACCAAGAGACCAAGGUUUGACUCGGCCCAAGGUCCUAAUUCUGGUGCCAUUUCGAGGUGCAGCGCUACAUAUCAUCCAAACUUUCAUCAACCUACUAGAGUGCAAAGGCAAGAAGGUGGUGGUCAGCAACAAGAAGAGGUUCAAGGAGGAGUUUGGAGAGGAUUCGGAUAAGAAGCCGCACAGACCAGAUGAUUACCACGCCAUUUUCUCUGGCAACGUAGAUGAUCACUUCAGGAUAGGCAUCUCCAUCAUCAGGGGCAACAUGCGCCUCUAUGCCCCUUUCUACUUGUCAGAUAUUAUCAUCGCCUCACCGCUGGGCCUCCGCACAGUCCUGGGAGCUGAAGGAGAAUAUAAGCGGGACUUUGAUUUCCUCUCCUCCAUCGAGAUGCUAGUAGUAGACCAGGCUGAUGUCUUCCUCAUGCAGAACUGGGAACACGUCUUGCAUGUGAUGAAACACAUGAACCUGCAGCCGCUGGAUUCUCACGGAGUGGACUUUUCACGGGUUCGAAUGUGGAACCUUAACAACUGGGCUCGACAUUACAGACAAACACUCGUGUUCAGUUCCAUUCAGGACCCACAGAUCAGUAACAUCCUCACCAAACAGUGCGCCAACUACCGCGGACAGAUUUGUAUUAAGAACAUCCCCAAGUCAGGCUCCAUCUGCCAGGUGCUGGUCCAGCUGCCACACGUGUUCCAGAUGUUGUCUUCCGAUAGCUUCAUGGACCAUGAUGCACGGUUUCAGUACUUUGUAGAUGAAGUGCUGCCUCAGUACAGGGAUUCAAUUAUGUCGCACACGCUGAUCUACAUCCCCUCCUACUUCGACUACGUCCGACUGCGCAACUACAUGAAGAAACAGGAGUUUAACUUUGCGAGUGUGUGCGAGUAUUCCAGCAAAUCAGAGGUGUCUCGAGCAAGGCACUUCUUCCUGAAAGGGGAUAAACAGUUCAUGCUCUUCACAGAACGCUUCCACUUCUAUAAGAGGUACAUCAUCAAAGGAAUUCAGAACUUGAUAUUUUACGGGCUACCAUCCUUCCCCCACUUCUACAGCGAGGUGUGUAACAUGCUGGCAGCGGGGGGUCAGGCAGAAGAGGCCAGCUGGACGUGCACAGCGCUCUACUCCCGCUUUGAUGCUCAUAAACUAGCUGCCAUCACGGGGGCACAGCGAGCCAGACAGAUGCUGCACUCGAACAAGAGCGUUCACCUCUUUAUUACCGGAGGAGAAGAUAAAUCAAAUUAAAAACGAGGACUGUUUGACUCUUCAAGGGGUCAUGGGUGAGCUGGAACCAAUGCCAGAUGACUGACCACACCCUGGACCAGUGGAUAGUGAGGUCAUUACAGGACAAUUGCAAAUGUCAAAUUCAGUUUCCGACUGUUUGUGGAUGUCCCGAUUACUAAAAUCGUUUUCUUAAAACAAAACAAAAUUAGACAGAUUGGAUAGAUCAGGUUUGAUUGCUGCCAGGAUUGGGUUGCUCAUACAGUGCAAAUCCUGAUAAGAGUCUUAACCUUCAUAUCAGUCACUGGAGUUGAUCCAUAAAUAUUGUGGAACAGCUGGCUCGAUGUAGUAUGUUUCAGG